This is a messenger RNA of Lytechinus variegatus (green sea urchin), 2655 nucleotides long. RefSeq names its product E3 ubiquitin-protein ligase TRIM56-like. Bases 835 to 2106 code for a protein of 423 amino acids. The transcript has a single exon. Gene Ontology annotation, cellular component: nucleoplasm; chromatin. Gene Ontology annotation, biological process: positive regulation of DNA-templated transcription. Gene Ontology annotation, molecular function: zinc ion binding; ubiquitin-protein transferase activity. NCBI's taxonomy places the organism in Eukaryota, Metazoa, Echinodermata, Echinoidea, Temnopleuroida, Toxopneustidae. The record is from RefSeq and is a predicted model, not a curated record.
AUGCUGAAUAAAAACAAGGAAAGACAAAACACUGGUUAUUGAUUUAGUAAUUGUUAAUUAUGAACACGUGAAAUAAUACUUCAUUUCAAUGGGUGUGACAAUGGAGAAAAAUCUAUUUUUUUUUCAAUUGGAAUGUGUGGAACUCUCUGCAUAUACCAUUUGCAUUGUUUUCAGUGUUUUUGACGGUUUCCUGAUAUUUUGUACGUGUCACAACUUGAAAAAUUCAGUCUGGAUACGCUACCUUUCUAGUGGAUUUCUUAGAUUGAGAAUAUAUAUUUUAUGUGGUUUGAAGGAGGGACGUUUUUAUUCAACAGGAAGAAAGGUUCGACAAACGGCACAUAAAAAAUUAAGUUGAUCAGCAGGACUCUGACGUGCUCUAUGAUGAUUAAUGGAUUGAAGUUAUCUUAACAUUUACCAUCUUCGAGUAUAGCUAACAUGAUCGGGUCUCGAUUAUAGAUGGUUAAAGAAGUUGCAUUUAGUUGUCAAUCGUGUGAUCCGCAGAGGUCGUGAUCCUAUUUUCAUGAGGUGACAUGUUGUUAUCGCAUUGAACUGCGUAUCGAUAUAUUUAUGAACAUCUUGUUACAAAGACAACCAAGUCGUGAGCUUUUGAAAUCUUGGCUGGAAUCUGACAGACGAAAAAGACAGAGUGUUCGUAAAGGUUGAACAAUUUCAAGCGAAAUCGUCAGUAUGAAGUGAAUCGAAGCGUUUGCCAUUGCUUCAUGAAAAUAAGCCCCAGAUAAGCUUCAACUCUUUAACCCGUUACCUAUUGGAACCUAAUGGUCCCUAACAAAGCGCAUGUGAAUAAUAUAAUAUAUCAGUGGUCAAUGGUUUAAGAUGGCUGAAGCUUCAGAGAAAGAGAAGGAUGGCAUGAACUGCGCCGUGUGCAUGGACAAACUCACCAAUGCCAAAUAUCUUAAGUGCUUUCAUUCAUUUUGUACUCGUUGCCUGGAACAUUGCGUCCGUAACCUGAAGGUCUCUUGUCCACUCUGCCGUGAGGUCACCAGCGUACCUAGGGGGAUAGAUUCCUUAUUGCCUAACCUGAAGGCGACCAGGAGAGUCAGCGAGGCGAAGGUUCGGAAGAGGAUCGAGACCAAGAUUCAAGAUAGCGGUUGCCAGUGUGGCUCCUGCAAAGAACUCGGCGCCAUCUGCUUAGCCAAGUCCUACUGCGUCGACUGUGAGCUACUCAUCUGUGACGCUUGUGUUAGUGCUCACGAGCUUCUUAAGAUGACAAGGAGUCAUCGGAUUAUAAGGGUUCUAGAUUUCCAGAACGGCGCAACCGUCGAUGAGGGAGAACCUGUCUGUGAGGUCGGGAUAUUAGAGAUAAAAUGCGAGAAGCACAGUUCACCCCUCACCAAGUUCUGUCGCUCUUGCAACCGAGCGGUCUGUCCUGAGUGUGCCGUAGAAGAACACCCCAGUAAACACAACGAACACGAGUGUGUGAGCAUUGUCGAGGUCGAGGGCAAAUUGACAGGUGACCUGAAGCAGUUGCUAAGCAAAAUCGACACCAAUCACUUUGAUCGUGUGUCGAACUCCUACAAGCAACGUCUACAGAAGAGCGCAGACAAAGCUCAAGAACUGAAAGGAAAAAUUAACGAGUCGGCUCAAAAUGAGGUAGCCUCCCUUUACGCCAAGAUCGAGGCGAAGCGUGUCGAUCUCACGGCGCGUAUCCUCGACAUCGAGAAAGCAUCGAGUCGCAAGGUCGCAACUGUUCUAUCCGGGAUCCGACGAAUCCGCGGCAGGGCAGAGAAACUUGAAAGCUACGCUGAUGAACUCCUAAAGACGGGUAACACGGUUGACAUCCUCACUGUCAAGGACACCGUGACCGAGCACCUCAAAGACAUCAGGGCUGAGAUGCGGAAGCUGACGACGGACGAUUCGGAAAUCGACGCCCUGGACGGGUACACGUUCACCGCGACCGAUUGGAUGUCGGCGAACUAUGAACCGGGUGUCGGUCGGCUUGAGGCACCAACGCAGAGAGGGGAGAUGGAUUGUUCAGUGACAGGAGUGUUCAAGAGAAGGACAUCUACCAGGAUGAUAAGGUCUACCCAAAGAACUCAACCAACUUUACCACGCCUGAACAAUAAUCCUCGCUCACUAGUUAAUUAAUGUUGAAGCAGGAUUUAUCUUAUCAAGCUUGAUCGAAAUCAUUUAAUUAGUCUUUUAUCAAUUCUUUGUCAUUGAUUAACUUGUUUUGAGCUAAGUUUGAUCUAAUUACGCUUUAAACAUAAUUCAUCAUUGGUUCUCACAUUUUUCCAAUUUAUUUUCGGUCAUAAAUUAACUAAUUUUGAUUUAGAUCUAUGUAAAUAAGCUUGAUCAAAGUAUUUAUACUUAAUUAAGCUAUGAAGAGAAGUUCCAUUUCUAGAACAAGAGUGUUUAACAACGUUUCAAGUGAGCGAAUAAAUGGGUGUUCUGGGUCGCAGCUAAUUGCAAAGUAUUUAUGUUAUGUUUUAAUAAUUUUUCAAGUUUAACCAGACCGUCGACUACUAGUGCAAUUGAACACUGGAAUAAAAAUGCAUGGUUAUUCAAAUUCACCGUUCCCAAGUACAAUCCAAACGUGAAUACAUAUUUUGUAAUUACUAUUAUCACACCAUCUGUUUUUAUAUUUAUUGAAUAUCAAUAGAUACUGAAUAUGGAAUGAAGCCAGGUAUAUUGAUG